Molecule: messenger RNA, 838 nt
Organism: Rhineura floridana
Lineage: Eukaryota; Metazoa; Chordata; Lepidosauria; Squamata; Rhineuridae
Gene: ELOB
Product: elongin B
Exons: 4
Coding region: 135-494 (119 amino acids)
Biological process (GO): transcription elongation by RNA polymerase II
Cellular component (GO): VCB complex; elongin complex
Molecular function (GO): protein binding
Source: RefSeq, a predicted model, not a curated record
GAAACGCAUGCGCCGCCCUGCUUCUCUAGUCAAACCGAGGUGGGCUGUCCUGAGUUUGCGGUGCAUGUUGGGAUACUGGGGGUUUUGCUGCUUUUUCCUCUCUGGGGGGUCUGGACUGAGGUUCAGCUGCAGAUAUGGAUGUCUUUCUAAUGAUCCGACGUCACAAGACAACCAUCUUCACAGACGCCAAGGAGUCCAGUACAGUGUAUGAGCUGAAAAGAAUUGUUGAGGGGAUUCUUAAGAGACCCCCAGAAGAACAAAGACUAUACAAGGACGACCAGCUGCUGGAUGACAGCAAAACACUCGGAGACUGUGGCUUCACCAGCCAGACAGCGCGACCUCAGGCCCCAGCAACAGUUGGCUUGGCCUUCAGAGCCAGUGAAGAUGCCUUUGAGACCCUCCGCAUUGAUCCCUUCUCCAGCCCCCCAGAGCUCCCAGACGUGAUGAAGCCUCAGGACUCCAGCAGCAGCGCUAAUGAGCAAGCGGUGCAGUGAGAGCCAGUGGGUGGCGGAGAGAGCUGUGGAGAGACCUUCCUCACCACCCACCCCAUUCCUCAAUCCUCUGACAUGGAGAGAGACAUGGCACUGCCCUUUCCCUCUAAUCCAGGCUCCCCUUUUACUCCGCCCCUCUCUAAAUAAGGCCACACCUUCUUCCAAGCCCCUCCCCACUCAUCAAACAGAGCAAUGUUUUCAUUUUUGGUUUUGGAAACAAUAAAAGUUCAGCUGUUCCCUCCCCCCUUCCUUGGCUUGUGUUGUGGGCCUCUCUGAUGAAACACAAAUGAGCUUUUGGGGGAUGGGGUUGUGUUGUGACAACUAGUAAAAGAUUGUGCUACAAUGAA